This is a messenger RNA of Ostertagia ostertagi, 678 nucleotides long. The record is from the annotation of a GenBank genome assembly. Lineage: Eukaryota; Metazoa; Nematoda; Chromadorea; Rhabditida; Trichostrongylidae.
GGUAUUGUGGAAACGUCACCUUCCUUGACCAAGAUUGCUGACAUUAUCAAAGAUCUCAAAAACAACGACCCAGAUAUACUUUAUGUUUGUGAUCCUGUGAUGGGAGACAAUGGAAAAUAUGUAGUUACACUUCGUUUUCAGUACGUCCCUAAAGACCUUCUACCAGUCUACCGAGACGUAAUCGUUCCAUUAGCUAAUGUAUUAACGCCGAACGCUUUUGAGCUAGGAGAGCUGGUUGGAUUUGAAAUAAUUACUGAGGAGGACUGUAUUCGCGGUAUGGAUACCAUUCACGAUCUCGGAGUGAGUAACGUCGUGGUGACAAGUGGAGUUUCAGAAACUGAAGGAGUCGAUACGCUUACCUGCUAUGCAAGCACAAAAGAUGUCACUGGAAACAUACGUCGCUUCCGAUUCCGUUUCCCACGCUUACGAGGACAAUUUGUCGGAACUGGUGACGUGUUCACGUCAUUGCUAAUUGUGUGGUUAUCAAACUGCGAGAAUGAUGUUUGCGAAGCUGUCAGCCAUGUAUUAGGGUCGAUGCAAGGCUUAAUACGGAGAACCAGUAAUUAUGCACAAGCGCAAGUUGAUUCGAACUCAAGGAAAACUUGUGAGUUACGACUUGUCGAAUCACGGAUGGACCUCUUAGUGCCGGAAUCUAUUAUUCACGGUGAACCUUUGUAG